UUAAAUUGGCGAGCUUCUUCAUCAAUAAGUGUAUUCUUUUUGCUGCAUACAUUACAUGCUCACGUUAUUUUUAGUAUUAUUACAAGUAAUUUCAAUUCUGAAGGGAAAUUGUGAUUAUAAUUAAAUAGUUUGUGCAUGUUAUAAAUACUUAACUCACCUAUCUACAUACAAGAUUGAAAAUUUGAGGUUGAAAUGGUAUAGUUUAAAGGUGUUAAAAGCUUUAAGGUUUUGUAUAUUAUUUAUCUUUAUGCAUUUUCAUUCAUGUAUAUAUUUGUAAAUACAUGUUAUAUUGAAAUAAAAAAAAUAUAUUUUUGUGUACUUUUGAUUUCGAAUUUAAGAUGGUUUUAAAACCCCAAAUAAGCAUACCUUGGACAUCAUAUAGUCGAGUUUUUAAGCAUUGAAAAAACCUAAGCAGAUAUUAAGUUUAUUGAUUCCAAUUUUUUUAAAAUGGAGCAAAUAAUCAUAUCCAUUACACAAAAGCCAUAAAUUGAAAGUAAAUUAAUUUUCUUAACUUCUUCAAAAAGAGAAAAAUAUGGCCUUGAAAGGUGCUGCUCUGCAAAAUUACAACACGGAGCUUAUCCAUCGCAUUGAAGAGUUACGUGAAAAGAGGGAUGAAAUCAAAAAGAUUUUGCAAGUUGAGGAGGAAGAGAAAAACAACAUUCAAAAGGAUUUGGUAAUACUUACCAAAAGACUUGCGGAAAUUGACGAUUCUUUAUUGCGGAAAUAUGCCUACACCAAUGAAUAUGAUAAAACCAUUCAUGAAGUUGAGGCGGCAUAUUCCAAGAUAUUGGAAAGCUCACAAGCAUUGUUACAUGUUCUCAAAAGUGAUACAGUUCAAAUUUCAAACAAGCCAUAGAGUAAAAAUUGUUUAAUUAUUAUUCUUAUAUGGAGUGAUUUUCUUCUUAAUCAAUUCAUUAAUUAUAUGCACUUUCACAAAAUUACAUGUUAUCUUCUGUACAUAUGUCUUUUUCUUCAUCUAAUAAAUACGCUUAUUUUUAAAGAGAGCAUGUAUGAGAUG
Molecule: messenger RNA, 1018 nt
Organism: Physcomitrium patens
Lineage: Eukaryota; Viridiplantae; Streptophyta; Bryopsida; Funariales; Funariaceae
Product: microtubule nucleation factor SSNA1
Cellular component (GO): ciliary basal body
Source: RefSeq, a predicted model, not a curated record